This is a messenger RNA of Tyto alba (common barn owl), 1283 nucleotides long. Its product is annotated as PHD finger protein 7-like. Gene Ontology annotation, cellular component: nucleus. The record is from RefSeq and is a predicted model, not a curated record. Lineage: Eukaryota; Metazoa; Chordata; Aves; Strigiformes; Tytonidae.
GGUCUCCGACCAGAGCGAGGUCCCCAGGCCCAGCCAGCUGCUUCGUGGCAGCCACUUGCGGCCAUGGAGCUGAGGUCGCGGCGCCGCAGGGUGUCAGAGUGCCCAACAGAGCGGUGUCCCCCAGCGCUGCCAGAGGAGCAGGCAAGACCCUCCUGCGCUCCUCCCAAGCGCAAAAGGAGAUGUCCCGUCUCCAAGGAGAGAGUGUGCGGGCUGUGCCGGAGGACAACUUGUGAUGCCGACAUGGUUGGCCAGCUGUGCCAAAAGGGUGGGCUCUGCGUCCACGAGAACUGCCUGUACCACGCCAGCGGGCUGAUGCAGAGAGGGGCCGACGAAGAGGGUUUCUACGGCUUCCUCUUCCCUGAUAUCCGCCAGGAGCUGAAGCGGGUGGCACAGAAAAGGUGCCACAUCUGCCAGCUGCCGGGCGCCUCGGUCACCUGCCGGGCCCGGCGCUGCCGGGGCCGGCGCUGCUGCCGCAUCUUCCACUUCCCCUGCGGCAGCAAGCGGGGCUGCGUCUCCCAGUUCUUCGGGCAGUUCAAGUCUUUUUGCUGGAAGCACCGGCCGGUGCAGCGGGUGCGGGCGGUGCAGCAGGACCAGACCCUCUGCCUCAUCUGCCAGGAGGGGGUGGCGGAGCGGCCCUGCUACGACACCCUGGUGUGUCCCGCCUGCGCCUGCGCCUGGUUCCACCGCGGCUGCAUCCAGGGACAGGCGCUGCGCUCCGGCAUUCACUACUUUUGCUGCCCGCUGUGCCGCAACAGGGAGCAAUUCCUGGAAGAGAUGUUUCGCCUGGGCAUCCGGAUCCCUGACAGGGAUGCUGCCUGGGAGGAGGAUGGGGCCUUUGCAGGCCAUUACUUGCGGCACAGCUCCUGCGACGCCAACCAGUGCCUGUGCCCAGAGGGACGCGAGCAUGUGGAGGUGAAUGGCUCUGCUCUGCCCUGGGGGAAGAUGAUGCCGUCUCCUGGGACUGCAGCGACUGCAGAGGCAUGGACGCUGGAGAGGGGUGCAGCGGGGUGACAGAGUCCCCAGUGUCACCUGCCACCACAGCCACGCAGGACGUGGGGACAUGGACAGGGCUGUGUUCUGGGGAGAGAGGGAGGGAGGAAGAGUGAGGUGGGCUUGCACAAGGUGCUCAUCAUCUCCCUCCCUUGACACCGGACCAGACUCCAGCCCCUCCAGUGCAGGGAACCUUGCGCAGCACCCUGCAUCCCGACACUUCACCUGAGGUUGACUAGUCCAGGGCCCUCAAAAAAGACUUCCCAACACUCAACAGAUGCCAUCGGUGCAUA